Molecule: messenger RNA, 1386 nt
Organism: Colletotrichum spaethianum
Lineage: Eukaryota; Fungi; Ascomycota; Sordariomycetes; Glomerellales; Glomerellaceae
Product: protein bfr2
Exons: 4
Coding region: 1-1386 (461 amino acids)
Biological process (GO): maturation of SSU-rRNA from tricistronic rRNA transcript (SSU-rRNA, 5.8S rRNA, LSU-rRNA)
Cellular component (GO): nucleolus; nucleus
Source: RefSeq, a predicted model, not a curated record
AUGGCCACCCGUAGAAGAGCUUCCGAUUGGGAAGAAAAGGCACCAAAGGAUCUCGAUCCUGAGGCCGAACCUGUCGAGGAGAGCGAGAACGAAAGCGGCAGUGAAGAGAGCGUCGACGAGAACGCGGGCACCGAGCACUAUGUUACCGUCGGCAAGAGCAAGCUCCGCGAAAAGGAGGGCGUUUCCCUCGGGCCCCAGUACCGCGGCGCUCGCGUCAGCCGCGAUGCGCUGAACGAUUCGAGCAACGAGGACGACAGCGACGUGUUCGAGGAUGCACAGGAGGACAUUGACUCGAGCGGCGAAGAGUUCGACGACCCCGAGACCGCCGACUUGGCCGCCGACGAAGCUGCGGCCGGAGGAGAAGACCUUGAAAUCUCAAGCGACGACGCCCUUGGCGACAGCGACGACGAGAAGCUCGAUGGCUUUGUCCUCGCUGCCACAAUCUCCGCCGCCGCCCAGCAGGAUGCGCAAAAGGGCCUCGCCGUCCGCGAGCAGCGCAAGACCUUUGACGGGCUGCUCAACAUCCGCAUCCGCCUCCAAAAGGCCCUCGUCGCCACAAACUCCUUUUCCGCCGUCGAGUCCCCCUCGGAAGAAGACGAGCAGAACUCGGAGCCGUACGAGGCCGCCGAGGAGGCCGCUCUCAAGCUGCUCAACACCCUCGACAGCUUCCGCGCCAGCCUGCUCCCCGCGGAGCUCGCGCAACAAGCCGCCGGCGCGAAGCGCAAGCGCGGCGACUACGACGCGUCGACUUCGAACGAGGCCAUCUGGGAGGGCAUCCAGGAGGCCGAGCAGCGCGCGGCAAAGUACCGCAAGAAGGUGCUCGAGACAUGGUCCACCAAGACGCGCAGCGCCAACGUCGAGGUCAAGUCUCGCAACCUCAUCUCGACGCAGACGUCGAUCGUUGCCAGCCUCGAGGACCAGCUCCUCAGCGCCGACCGCCUCAUCAAGCGUACGCGCACGCCGCGGUCCUGCGCGCCCGCGCAGGUGGCGCGCAAGGUCAACGAGGACCCGGAGAUCUACGACGACGCCGACUUUUACCAGCUCCUGCUCAAGGAGCUUGUCGAGCAGCGCACGUCCGACGCCGGCAACGGCACGGCGGCGCAGCCCACAGUGCGGUGGGCGGCGAUGAAGGAGGCCAAGACGAAGAAGCACGUCGACCGGAGGGCGAGCAAGGGCCGCAAGAUGCGGUUCAACGUGCACGAGAAGCUGCAGAACUUUAUGGCGCCCGAGGACCGGAGGGCGUGGGAGCAGGACGCCAUCGACCGGUUGUUCGGCACGCUGUUUGGGCAGAAGAUGGAGCUGAGCGAGCAGGCAUCCGACGCGGAGAUGGAGGACGACGAUGAGGUUGACGCAGAGGAGGCCGGUCUGCGGCUGUUCCGCAACUAA